CUCUCGGCUCUCUCUUUUCUCUCUGUGUCCUGGUCAGCGACAUAAAGUCUCACCCCCUCGUCGGAGCUUGAACCUACGCCAAGUUUUGCUGCAUUGGUCCGCUCUCCUUCCUACGAGGCGAUAGUCGGACAGCACGAGAUCCCAAAAGGACCCCGAACAGAUGUCAAGCAACCACCAAAGGAGCAGCAUCGUCGUCGUCGUCGUCCUCGCCCACACAUCGUUCUUUACCGUUACAGCUGUAGGUUCGGCUCAGUACCGUUAAGUUCGCCAAUCGCACAAGUUCGAUUCCCAAAACGCUUGGUUUUUUUUUAUACCAGCAAGAACUAGACAACACACAGAUAUCUGGGAAUGUUGUAAGACGUGGAUUAAUGCACUGCAAACCGUACAAGUGCGCCGUGAAAGAAAACGCAAUUAAAAGUGCAUUAAAAAUUAAACGAAUAGUGCUUGUGUGUGCGUGCCAGUGAGGCAAAAAGUUUUGCCUGCGCCAAAUUGGCAAAAGUUAAAUGUUUAAAGAGCCAAGUUGGGCGAAUUAUGUGAAAGUUUCAAUUCGAUAGGCGAAAACACAAUGUUUCGGUAAUUGACAGCAGGUGGAAAAGCAGUCCGAAAAAAGCUCGGGAUAACGAGCCACGGCAGACCGAAAGAGGAACAACCCAGAUUCGCAAAGUUCGUGCCAUAAAUCUGCAGCUUGCAUGGAAUUAAUACCCGACUAGAAGGCGGCGGCAGACGGAGGUGCUGCACAUGCAACACACAUUAGUGGGUCACUCGAAGAUGAUGACGCUGCUGACCACAACCCCAACCACAACGGCAACCGCAACGGCAGAAGUAAAACCAACAAAAACAAGCGAAACUCGAGCCGAUUUGUGGCAGCGGGGGCAAAUUAUAUAAAAUUAUCAUGCAGGGCAGGCAGCUAGCUAGUUGGCCACUCGACAACGGCAGGCGGGACAAGGCUAAACAUCCUCAUCAGCAGCAGUACAGCCACAACCAAAGCCACAAGCACAAGCACCACCAUCACCACCAGCAACAACAGGAGAAACACCAACAACAGCGGCCGGCGGCGUAUACGUAAUGUGCGCCAUGACGUAUACGUAAUGUGCAUCAGGGUUUGGCCAAUUUGUCCAAGCAAACUAUAAACCACUAAGCCAGCGGAAACGCAAACGAAAAACGAAACUCGAGCUGCAAAAACUAAAACAUAAACCGAAACUGCUAACGACGCAAACGGAAACUUCUUGGCCAAAUGGCGAAAGUUCUCAAACAAUUGCGAAUGUGUUGAGAAGCGGCAGCCGGUGCAAAAAUGACAAAAUGGCGAAGUUAACGUUGCCUUGUCUACUGCGGCGACUGCAGCUGAUGGCGCUGCGAUUGCAACUGCAACUGCAACAGCAGCCACAACAACAGCAACAACAGCAGCAGCUGCAUCCACACGGCUGCCACUUGAUGGCCAUGCAACUGGGCCAGGCCGUGCUCCUCUACGGCUGCCUCCUGCUGCUCCACGCCUCCGUGUCCGCCUCUGUCCUGGCCUCGUCCUCCGACACGGCAGCCAUCCCGAUCCUGCUGAACAUAUCCGGCACGGCGGAUCUGGAUGGAGCACCGCAGCAGGAACCACCGGUGCAACUCGAGAAGCGCACGCGGAAGCGUGAUGCCGCCAAUGUGCCUGAUGAUGACGACUAUGGCAGUUAUCCGGACGACGUCGACGAAUUGGAGGCCUUGCUAAAUAAUAAGUCAGCUAAGGGGAAAUAUAUUGGAGCGCCGUGCAACGAGCUGAAGUGUGACGUCAAGCUGCUGCACGUAUCCUGCGACAAGGAUUCGCAGACCUGCAGUUGCGAACGCAACUACCCAGUGCAACUUGGACUGAUAAAGGGUUGCGCCAAACCUAAAAAACUGGGCGAUCAGUGUUUCUACGACGAGACCUGCAUCUACAACGACGAGAACUCCCUUUGUGUUCAGGUGCGGCACAAUGCGAUGUGCCAGUGUGCCAGCGGCUUUCACUCAGUCAGUUAUGUGAAGCCAACGCGUCGUGUCUUUUGCACUCCAGAUCUCAGCGAACUAAGUUCGGAUCUGCCCACCUUGCUGGGCGUCUCCACGGGCAUCGCGGUUCUGGCCGGGCUCAUCUGCAUGGUGCUGCAUCUGUUCAGCAAGACGAAGUAUCCGCGGCAUCGAAAUUACGGAGAUGCCAGCAUUCCGCCGCCCAUUCUGUACUCCAGCGAUACAGGGAUACCGCUUACCGUUCACUCGGCGCGUCCGUCGUCGCGUUCCAGCAUCCGGUCGACGGGAUCGAUUGGCUCCUAUGGCAACCGACGCGCCUCGGCCGGCGGACUGGGCGGGGGUGGCGGUGGAGGCGUGGCCGGAGGCGGGGCCGGCGGAGGAGGGGCGUCUGGAAGCGGCGGCUCGAAGGGCAUCCUGGUGUCGACGUCACGAACAGGUGCGGCUAGAUCGGCCGCCAUAUUGCUCAUAUCGUGUCACAUAGCGGCGGUGUCCAAACAGAAUUCCCGGGCCUCGUCGCGGCACACAUCCGGAGCGGGAUGCAGCCAGCAUUCGCGGGACGACCUUGAUGAUGGUGGUGGCGGUGGCGGUGGAACUGGUAGUGGGAGUGGGUGCCGCAGCUGCGAGAGCACACUCUCGAUGAACCGCCACCUGCAGAAGCAACUGAACCACCAGCGGCAUCUGCUCAGCUUCGAGCUGUCGCCGGCGAGGUCGAGGAAUCAGGAUAGAUUUAGGACAUUGUUGGGCAUGAAUGGCAUUGAGAAUUUUGGGGGCACUGAGGAUGAGGACGAUGAGUGCGGUCCGCAUAGCAUAGAACCCAGCACAACAGUUCCUCAUGCACACGAUGCCCAUGCCCAUGCCCAUGCCAUUGCCCAUGCCGAUAGCGAUCCGGCUUAUCCAGAUGCUGUUACUGGUGGCGGUGGUGCUGGUGGUGGUGGUGCUGGUGGAGGUGGAGGUGGUGGUGGAGGUGGUGUUGGUAGCUACGGCUACGGCUACGGCCAUGUCGGUGUGGUUGGUGGUUACGGUUACGAUGCCGACACCAAUGGCGGCGACUCCAGCGGCGGAUUCGCCACUGGCGCCGAGCUGCAUCACCUGCAAAUUGGCGCACUGCCCACGCCGGCGAGUGAAACGCCACGAUUUGCGGUAAAUCAACUCAAGCAUCAGUCAUCCCACAUUCAUUUGUACGAUCUUGUGGUCUGCUCAUCCCCAUCCACAUCCACAUACCCAUCUGCAUUCCGUAUCGCCAUGUCCAUGUCCACCCGCGAAUUAGAAACACUUCCACAUCACAACAAAAAGUCACAACAAAGUCAACUAUAUGCUACUCGUAUCUGUUCAAUGGUUGCAUCUUCUCCUGGUUAGAGUUCAAUUUCCAAGUCUGUGCUAGCCUUAGUUUGUAUUUUCAUUUAUCUUUCCCUGAACUCUAGAUCUUUCAGUCUUUAGUGUACGACCUUCAAAUUGUUCAAUUGUUAAAUGCAUAAUUGUUACAAAAAAUACAGACAAUAGACUGCCGUAUAUUUGAAUCCUUACUUUAUACUUACCAUCUUUAAGCAUCUAUUCUUUGAAAAAAGUUAGAUACUUAAUCUGAAAUCAUAAUCUGAAAUCUGCGUUCUAUCAGAAAUUUCGCAUUUCGCAAAGAUGGCCUCACACAUAUUUAUCUAUUUAAUAUACGAGCGAAAUGCUAAUUAUGAACUCAUGCCAUGCAUUAAGUACUAACAAAUUCUUUCAGUUAAAAAGCAUGGGAAUCUGUAAUUCAAUUAGAAGAGAAAAAUUCGGCGAAUGGAAUUUGAUUACAUGUUUUAUUGUUCAUGAACCGGAAAUACUCCGGACUCCGGAAUACUUUGUGGCUCAUUUACAUUGCUGAAAUGAAUUUCCUCCCCUGCAUAGUUAUCAGAAUUCGUAAUAAAAUCAUGUCUCAUCUGCCAUAAUUAAAGCGCGCAAAUUGAGUUAUUCACGUAAUCAUGUAUCGUUAAUUCAGCUCAGUUUAUUUACAGUUGAAACUUAAUUUGUGUACAUUGGCGUUGGUUAUCCCUAUACCCCUGCUUGUCUAAUUAGUGUUUAAAUUGACAAC
This is a messenger RNA of Drosophila yakuba, 4045 nucleotides long. RefSeq lists its product as uncharacterized. Bases 1300 to 3336 code for a protein of 678 amino acids. NCBI's taxonomy places the organism in Eukaryota, Metazoa, Arthropoda, Insecta, Diptera, Drosophilidae. The transcript has 6 exons. The record is from RefSeq and is a predicted model, not a curated record.